UAUAUUUUUAAUUUCACUAAUUUAAUUUACAAGAAAAAAAAAAACACCAACAACAAUAGUUUCAGUGAGAGUGUUAAAAACAAAAUAAAGAAACAAAAAUGCGUUUCACUUAUAAUCAAUACAAUUAUUAUGAAUCCGGUUAUCGGAUUCCAUCCAAAAUGCAUCAUCACAACAACAUCGGCAAUAGUAAUAACAAUAAUAAUAACAACAACAACAACAGCAGCAGCAACAAUAGUCAUAAUAUAAGCAUCAAUUCCAGCAAUUCAGCCUCCAAUGUUUAUCAUCCCCACCAUUAUAAAAGUAAUUUUGGUAUGCGUACCACUAUGUCUACCAUGUCCACAAUGAGCCCGCGUAUACAUCGUAAAGGUUUUCGAACCCCUUCAAAAAGACAUCCAGGCAAAGCUUUUCCCGGCAAAUUGCAUUCAGUAUCAAGGAUCGGUCCGGGCAAAAUGGUGCCUGGUAAACGUUUUCCCAUACGACCACAUCCACCACCCUGUGAUAAUUCAAAUGAUAGUGGUUUCGGUUUCGAUCAACAUGUUGAAGUCCAACAACAACAACAACAGCAGCAGCAACAUAGCCAGCAUCAACAGCAACAACAAACCAGUAGCCCCAAUUCAAGUACAAAUUUAUCAACCUCCUCCUCCUCCUCCAUGCAUCAUCACAGUCAUCAUCAUAAUAACAGUCAUCAUCAGCAACAGAGUUCAAUGCAAAACAGUCCAACAUCACUGAACAAUAAUACAUCAUCGUCGUCGUCUUCGGCCACAAGUCUACAACAUUCACCUCAACAACAUUUGAUCAGAGCCAUACCUGCCUCAAGAUCAAGACCUGCUAAAAAAUUACCCUUCUUAAAUGAUGACACUGAAAACACUGAAUCGGAAGAUGAAGAUUUCUGUACCGACGAUUCCGAUGACAAUAAUGGCGGAAGACAUCGUAAAAAUUUGAAACUAAACGAUCAAAAGAUAUCAUCAUCGUCAUCAUCCUCUUCGUCAUCGUCGUCCUCGUCUUCAACGUCACCCCAUUCCGAUAAAUAUCACCAUCACCAAAAUCACAAUCAUCACCACAACCACCAUCAUCACAUGGGACUUGGUAUUAAGCGUAAAAAGAUUGAAACCAUAGCGGUUGAUUUGGAUAACGAUGAUGCCUGCAGCGAAGAUGCGUUCAUACGUAAAAUAGCCAGUGCUGCCAGUGCCCAAGUGCCGGUUGCAAGUGCGCCAGCACGACCGGCACAGCUUCAGUUACAGGCACACCCACACAGCUCUCCAAUAGCUGGGCCAACCACCUCAAAAUUUAUUGCCGCCAGUGCUAGGGGCAUGAGCAGAGUGGCUCAUAAAAGGCAGCCGGCCACCCCACCUAACAGUGUGGCCACCUCAUCAAAUGGUCGCAUACAAUUGGAAAUUGUUUCUCAACCGGAACAGCAACACAGAGCCAGAUACCAAACCGAGGGCAGUCGUGGUGCUGUUAAGGAUCGCAGUGGCAAUGGUUUCCCCAUAGUUAGAUUAAAUGGCUACAAUAAAUCGACUUCGUUGCAAGUAUUCAUUGGCACCGAUAUUGGCCGUGUUGCUCCCCAUAUGUUUUAUCAAGCCUGCAAAGUUGCCGGCAAAAAUUCCACGCAAUGCAAUGAAAAGAAAGUCGAUGGCACAGUGGUGAUUGAAAUUGAUUUCAAGCCAGACCAAGAUAUGACCAUAACAUGUGAUUGCGUGGGAAUAUUAAAGGAACGCAAUGUCGAUGUUGAACAUCGUUUUCCCGAACAUCUUGCACAAAAGAACAAAAAGAAAUCCACAAGAUGUCGUAUGGUAUUUCGCACACAAUUAGCACAUGAUGAUGGCACCGUCGAAACCCUACAAGUCUGUUCCAAUCCCAUUAUUUGCACCCAACCGCCCGGUGUACCAGAAAUAUGCAAAAAAUCCCUUAACUCUUGCCCAGUAGAUGGUGGUCUGGAAUUAUUUAUAAUCGGUAAAAAUUUUCUCAAAGAUACACAUGUGAUAUUUCAAGAAACCUACGAUAGUGUCAACAACGAUGAUGAUCUCAAGUCAGCUGGAGCCCCAGCAAAUGAUAUGUCAAUUAUGGGUGGGGCAUUGUGGGAACAAACAGUGUUGCCCGACAAAGAAUAUUUGCAACAAACCCAUUUAAUAUGCACUGUGCCACCGUAUAUACAUCAGAAUAUAAUGAAACCAGUCACUGUGCAAGUGGCGAUUAUUUCGAGCGGCAAAAAAAGUGAACCCCAUACAUUUGUUUAUACGCCAAAGGGCACCUAUACACCAUUAGCGGCAGCAACUACGCUAAGUAGUACAAAUACAAUACACAGUAGCUUAUCAUCGGCCCAAGAUGGCUCUUUUAUGGAUACAACACCUGCUGCUGCAGUGGCAGCGGGCUCCACUGGUCUAUGGCCUCCAACAGAAACUAAGCAUGAAAUUGAUGCUGACAUGAUGCCACCACCCAUUACCACCCACAUGCCCAUGGUAGUCAGACGGCCAUCUUUGAAUACCACACAACCUUUGAUAACGGACCAGCAGCUGGUGCAUCUCAAUGCUGUGGUAGCAGCUGAAGCUUUAAAAACCGAACUGUUAGAUGAGUCCUCACAAAACUCCUUGGCCGAUGCCAUCCACUCGCCCGAAUCGGUAGUGGCUGCCUGCGGGGUAGGUGGACCACAAAGUCCCACCGCUCUGCAAUAUCAUUCACGUUAUGGUCGCAAAGGCAGCCUGGAUGCCAUCAUGUAUGAUAAUAACAGCAUGCAAGGUUUUCCAGUGGCCCCAGCUGCCCCCACUACCACACCCAUGGAGGUGGCUGUGGCGGCCGCCGUUGAAAUGGCUGUUAAGAACGAAAUUGCCAAGGCGGUGUCAGUGGCAAAAGUUGACAAAUUUAUUACAGAUUUGGCCAAGUCGGCCAAUGUAGCCGAUGCCACAGAUCCCGUGCAAGAACCCUCUUUAUUUGGUGUCACAAAUAACGCUGCCAUAGAUCAUGCUCUCACUGAUAUUUUGACCACACCUCAAAGCACAGCCGUGGCUGCUGCCGCGGCUGCAGCCGUAGUACUCGAACGUAGUCUAUCCAAUUCAUCGGCCAGUUCUUCAUCAGCUUCGGGUUCACCCAUGUCGGGCACUUCUCCUUCCAACUCGCUCUCCAGUCACAAUUCACCCAUAACCCAAGAUAUUAUCUUGAAUUCAGAACCUUCCGUACAAUUGACACCUACAAUGCCGCUGCAGCAACUAAUGCCAAACGGCUCCACAGCUUCUGGCGGCGUUAAUGCCGAAGUUAGUCAGACAGCCGGCCUAUCUACAGACAUCAUAAUGAACCCCUCCGUCUCGCCAUCGACCAUACUGUGUUCGGACAAUGGAGCGGCCACCGCUGUGGUGCCCAACAUUAUGGCUCCCCAUCAGGUCACCAUGGCCAAUUCCAUACUCAACGAUAUCGCCAUGCAGGCCCAGCCCACACAACAAGAUGCUGCCGUGGCGGCUUUAGCUUUAAGCAACAUCAUUAUGACACCACCCAGUGAUACAACAGCUGCUGUGCCGCCCACACCCGCCUCUAUGCAACCCGAAGUUACCACAGCCACCUCGACGGCUGUCAGUAAUAUGAUCAUUAAAGCUGCUGCCGAUUUCAUUUCAAACCAGGAACAACAGACACAACACCAUCACCACUGUCACACCAGUCAUCAGUCGCAUUCGCCACAACAGCAAAUAAUGUCAUCACAAACCGUUACCGCUGAUCCGUUGUCGUGUAAUCCAUUGAAUUUACUGUUGAAUCAUUCGGAUGUGGUGCCCACGACACAGGCUAAUGUUACGGCCGCAAAUGGUGUGGGUAAUGAAACGGUCUCUUCUCAAUUUCCAUCGUUAGGCAUAACAACACCACCCCAAGAAUCUCUGAUUGUGGCAUUGGCUACUGAAAAUGCCCUACAGAAAUCAGUAGCAGCGGCCGCUAUUACUACCAAUGGAGCCGUGGUUACCCAAGAAACUGCAGCACCACCCACACCAUCCAAUUUACAUCCAGUAGCUGCCGCUGCAGUGGGAGCUGUAGCAGCAGCUGCAGCAGCGGCCGCUGUAGCACCUCUGGCCCCCAUACCACAAGACUUGACCACAAUGUCGGAUCAGGAUCUAUUGAGCUACAUCAAUCCCAGUACAUUUGAUCAAGUGUCUUUCUAUAAUUGCAGUCUAAGAGAUGAAAACUCUGCGGGCAUAUUUUACAACAAUCAAGUGGACCAAUACCGAAAUUGACCACAACGAAUACUAAUGGAAGACGGGAUUAGAAAGCAGCAGCAGCAGCAAAAAGUAAUAAAACUGAAAAAGUCUUACAAAAUUUUACCAAGGAAUUCUAAACGUUAUUUCGCUAUGUUCAGAAAGUAUUGACACUAAAUACUUUUCCAAAAUUGAAAAAUUAAAACUAACAUUUUUCUGCACAAGAAGAAUCAAAAGCAGACAAGCUGAAAAUUUAAUAUUAAUUGUAUGUACACAUAUUAUACAAAAAAACAAACAAACAACAAAAUUGUCGUUAAACUAAAUUUAAAACUAAAAAUAAACAAAACAACUAACUAAAAUUAACAAAUGGGAUCAUUAUUAUAAAAACUAAAGUCAGUGUUAUACAAUUGAUGUUUUAUUAUUACAUUUACCUUAUAUAUAUAUACAUAACUACAUAUAUACUAUAACUAUUACUAUAUAUACUACAUAUAAAUUUAUAUGUUUAAAAAGUUUAACUGUUUUCUUAUUAUAUUUACAUAUUACAUAUUACUUAUAUACAUAUUUAUAUACCUAUAUUUUUUGUUUAAUUUUAAUUUCAUUUUGUAAUAUUAUUGAAAAUACUUUAAAGUCAAAUGAAUUAUUGUUAAAUUAUCUCAUUUCUCUAUAAAUAUAUACCUAAAUGUAUGUAUGUGUUAAAAAUUUAUGACUGCCAUAUGAAAACACUAUUUUUUUAAAAAAUAAACAAACAAAACAAAACAUUAAAUUACUAUUACCACAGAAAUAUAAGUUAUAAUUUUUAUUUUAUUUUUUUACUUUUUAUCUAAGUUAUACAUGCAUAUAUUUUUAUUUUAAACUAAACUAAAUAUGUAACAAACAAAACUAAUGUGUCUAUUUAUUUUCUAAUAAAACAAAAACAAAAAAACAAAUAAAACAAUUUAAACUAAAACUGGAAAAUAAGGCUUUAAAAGCACUCGAAAUUUAGUUGAACAAAAUAUUAAAUUAAACAAUAAAUUAUAUAAAUUUACACUUGUAACACAAAAAAAAAAAAGAAAAGAAA
This is a messenger RNA of Calliphora vicina (urban bluebottle blowfly), 5226 nucleotides long. It is a transcript of the gene NFAT, whose product is annotated as NFAT nuclear factor. Gene Ontology annotation, molecular function: DNA-binding transcription factor activity, RNA polymerase II-specific; transcription factor binding; RNA polymerase II cis-regulatory region sequence-specific DNA binding. Gene Ontology annotation, cellular component: transcription regulator complex. NCBI's taxonomy places the organism in Eukaryota, Metazoa, Arthropoda, Insecta, Diptera, Calliphoridae. The transcript is spliced from 12 exons. Bases 99 to 4208 code for a protein of 1369 amino acids. The record is from RefSeq and is a predicted model, not a curated record. Gene Ontology annotation, biological process: regulation of transcription by RNA polymerase II.